UGACCAUCGGACUCUUGCAUCAAGUAAUAACAUCCCUGUGAAGCGAAAAGCAUUACGUGUAAAACACCACAUGGUUUCUUCUGCAGCACUCUUCACCUCAACCUACUUUUCUACUUCCACCACCACAGCUACCUUUGGGGUUGCAGCACGUAGAAAGCCUAGGGUACCUUUGUUAUUUCAAUAUCCUUCUAGGGAAACUAAAGAGUCAAAACAUGAUGCACUCAUCAUUCAGAUGAUCAACAAUGGUCAUUCAUGGGCUGACAUUGAAGCCGUCGCAGGCGACACAGCAUUUGAUCGCUACUACAGUGUGUUAGACCCUGUCCUGAAGAAUCUUUGGACGCCAAACGCUAUAGAACGCCUUAAUACGGUCGUACGGGACCAUGCCGCUGAAUUACUUGAAGAGGCAGCUUCUGAAGCUAUUCGAAUAGGCACAAAAGCAGCAAAAGCAAAAGUAAAGGCAGCAGCACUACCCUUACUCACCUCAACAACCACUGACUCUAGUCCAAGUUUUAGUAUUGAAGACGAUACCAAUGCUGAUACCAAUAUUGAUACCAACAUCGAAGACAAAUUGUUAUGGUGGGAUUGCAUUGCUCGUGGCGUCAAUUCAACAGCCAACACCUGCUUAUAUAUUUGGUCAACAUUCGGUGACGGGCGGCCAUUGCCUGAAGACGAAGUAGAAGAAGAGAGAAAGCGCAUCCAGAAGAUACGGGAGCAAACACAGCGGCGUAUUCAGAUAGAGAUCAAUACGGCCCGGAAGCUAUUCGAAAGAGAAAUUGCCGCCCGUACCAAGGCAGAGAAGGAAGAGCAGGAAUGGUUGGAUGCAAUUCGUCUUGCAGCUGAUAAAAAAGAGCAACGAAAGUUACAGGCGGCUCGCCAUGCAGCCGAAAUAAAAGAAAAACAAAGAUUAUUUGCUGCACAUCUUGUGGCUACGAAGAAGGGACAAGAGCAACUACCUACCGCCCGUAUUACUCCUGAAAAGAAGAAAGGAGAACAGCUACUCGUUGCUAUGAGCGAUCGAAGAAAACAACUAAUGCAGCUCUCUGGGACGGAGCAGGGAACUGAAAAUGGAAAUGAAGGAAAAAGUGAAGGUUCUAUUGAUGAACUGCUCAAAGCACGGACCCGACUACAGACAGCAAGGAAAUCAGUGGCCCGGCUGUUAAAGCAAACUCAGGCAAUAACGCGAGAGGACCGUGAUGCAGACGUAGAAGCAGUAGCUAAACCGGACGCACGAAUAGAAAGACAUGUAGGGUCUUAUGCAGACAUGAGGGCUAUAUUAGCAGCAAGAGCAGCGGCAGCGACAGCAGAAAUGAUAGCACUGCAAGGUGAUAAGAGCCGUCAACUUAGCGCAGCAACGCUUAUAGGAACUAUUGAGUCUAUGAAACAGAAGGAAGAAUUGAUGGCAAAAACAGUAGUUCCUUUGGAAAUAACUGGCACCCAUCAUCAUCAUUCUAAUGAUGGCGACAGUAGAUAUAGCGCAAACGAGAAAAAUACUAGCAGGAAUAGCAGCCAUAGGAAAACCAACCGCAACAACAGCGUUAGCGAUAACAGUAUUAAUAACAACGGUUGUAAUGAUAGUAACACUAGGAACAAGAGCAUCAAGAUCCAUUCUAGGAGCAGUAGUAACAGCAGAAGAAGUUCGAUACCAGCGCUUUCAUUAUCACCCGGCAGUAUCAGUCCACCUCUCUCAGACCACUCCCCUAUAGUGGAGCACCAACGAUCCUCAUCGCGAAUCAACAUAUCAUUCAGACAUCUGCUAAAGAAAAAGAAACCAUUACCAUCAUCGUCAAAUAUUGUUGCUGCUGCUGCUGCUGCUGCUGCUACGACUGCGACCACUGUCAUUACAGGGGAACCGAAAGAGAAUGAUAAAGCAAUGUCCUUGCACUCCUCGGCCCAGACGAAAAAAAGAGUAGGAAAACUGACGCAGGUCCAAAAAAAGGUUCGAAAGCUUGUGCAAACCAAAAUUAAACAAAAACAAGAGCGGAAGCAGCGAAUUGAAAAGCUCAUAGACGGUGUGAGGGCCAACAAGAGAGAUCUUAACUUCAACUUGGUAAUGGGAAAUGAAAACGAGAUGGAAUCCAGUGAGGAGGAUGAAAAGAGCAUAGAUCCAAGCAACGGAUCUGAGGAUGUUGAGCCCUAUAAGCCGUCUAGUGUAAUACCAAAUUACGAAAAGAUGGCUAUUCUUCAGGAAGAAUUGCCUGCUCAAAAACGUCGAAAAAGGAACAGCCAUGACUCUUCGGAUAACUUUAUGGUGGAUGGAAUGUCAACUGAAGCAAUGGAGAAAGAAGUAACUAGUAUGAGUACUCAGCUAAUAUUCAAUGACUCAAUAUAUCGCGCUUCUACACCGUCAUCGUCAUCCACGUUAUCACCUCCACCAUCAUCAGUAUCAUUAACACCGUCAAUGUCACCAGUAUUGAGCAACAGCUAUUGCAAAUCGAGUUUGACUGAUCAAAAUCAAGGAGUUGGAGCAAAAUACCACUCGUCAUCCAAGUCAUGGAUUGAGGCGCAGCGCACUCUAAGUUCACUCUCAGAUGUCGAUGUGGAUAAAAGCUUUGGUCAUCGCCAUCAAGGGCCCUCAGAUGAGUGCAACGUGGCUCAGAAGCAGCAGGAACAGUCCCAGCAACACGAGUACUCCAUUGAUACUCAUACAGCCCAGACUACGGCGUGUUUAAAGUCAGAAUCUCAUCAAAUACAGUAUAGAUCAUCACAUACGAUCAUAUUAGCUACCGCGGCAGCAGCAGCAACAACAAAAUUCAAGCUUGUACCGACUCCUAAUACAUCAACAUCCUCUAGGGCCUCCGAUCCUAAUCCUAGUGCCAAUCUUGGUGCCACUAACUCAAAGUCUAAUCAGAAUCUCAACCCCAAUAAUGUCUCUAAUCGUAAGCCUAAUCCUAAUUCCAUUCUUAAUAUCGAUACCAAUCCUGGCCCCAGUUCGAAUCUUUACCUACAACCGCAACAGCAGCCUAUUUUUACAGCAGAGGACGUCUUUAAGAUUUGGGAUGUUCGACAGCAAGUUGGCGACAACUGGGAAUAUAUUUCCGAACGCGCACUAGGAGGCAAACAUUCUGCACAAGCUUGUCGUGCCUUCGUGAUGGGAGAAUAGCUUUCUUAGAUAAUAGGGUAAUGGAGGAGACGGGAAAGACAUUGACAGCAUCUUGCUGUGCCGUUCAUUAUUAAUACUAUUGUUAUUAUUAUUCCUUCUUACUCUCCCUCUUCUCCCGUGUACAUUUUUUAUGGAGUCUCCCAUAAAAAGAAUGGCUUCAUUAACGUUAUCGGUUGGCUGAUUUGAUUUAAACAGAUGAU
Molecule: messenger RNA, 3300 nt
Organism: Lobosporangium transversale
Lineage: Eukaryota; Fungi; Mortierellomycota; Mortierellomycetes; Mortierellales; Mortierellaceae
Exons: 1
Coding region: 71-3100 (1009 amino acids)
Source: RefSeq, a predicted model, not a curated record